ACUACAUUCUUGCAGCAAAUAGAAAGAUGGCAGGAUGAUUCAACUAGACCUUUACCAUAGAGAUCACAACAACCUUUUACUCCACAGGCGGUUUGUAAAUAUAUGAGAUAAUAUUCUAAAUUCUUGGAAUUACCAUUUGAAAGUGAGUCACAAGUCACGAGCUGAAAGUAAAUAAAAGAUAAAAAUGUAGGAGUACGGUGCUCUUCAUAACAAUAGAAGCUCAGAAACGAGAGCAUACUUCAAUAUUGAAUAGAAAGGAUGAAACACUAUAAAAUGGGAACAAACGGACAUAUUCAUCUCAACGAACACAUGGCCUCGAACAAGAGAGUGCUGCCAGCAAAUGCAUAGUUCUGGGAACAUUGAUGUUAUUAAAAGACACAGAGGCAUUGGUACCCAGGUACCUAUGUAGUCUUCAAAGCAUCCAUAUAUCUUAAAACAAAGCAAAUCAUAACAGUGAAAGUGUCACAAACCAGUAACAAUGUCUAUCAAAAGAAUAUCCAGCAAAAAUAUACUUGAUGAAAGUAACAAACAGCUAACAGAAUUGCCACAUGACAUUUUUAAACCAAAGACAUCAGUAGUGAAUCUUUCUAGAAAUCAACUGAUUGCAUUACCAGAUCAGAUAAAUGAACUAGAAAAAUCACUUGAAAAACUGAACAUUGAAAGGAACCAAUUUUCAAAUGUUCCAGAACAAAUAGCAAACCUCAAAAAUCUGACAUGGCUACACAUAUCUAACAAUCCAAUAGAUGAGAUACCUGAAAACAUUUGCCAGCUUGUGAAACUUCGAUCCUUAUUCUGCUGGUCAACAUACAUCACAGAUUUGCCUUUCAAGUUUGCACAGUUGCAGUCAUUACAGCAACUUGAUAUAUCCCAUAAUAAACUGACACAUUUGCCUAGCUGUGUGUAUGAACUGAAGAAUUUGAUCUGGUUGGACUUUGAUGAUAAUCAAAUUUCAGAGAUUGAUCCUAAGAUAGGAAACCUAACAAAACUAAAGACAUUGCGUGUUCAUAAAAACAAACUUACAUCAUUGCCAAGUGAGAUAUCAAAGCUGCAAUUGAGGGAGCUGAAUGUAUCACAGAAUAAUAUUGACUUUAAAUCUUUUGAGGAAGUAAUAAGCAAAUUGAAGUCAUUGGAAAUAUUAGAUUUUGAGAGAUGUGGUGUAAGCAGACUUCCCGAAUCUAUCACAAAACUUGUAAACCUGAAGACAUUUGGUUGUUUCAACAACCCUCUGCAAUACCCUCCAGAAGCAAUAUGCACAGAUGGCAUGCAAUCGAUUAAAAGUUACUUCAUUGAAACAAAGAACCACGCAAGGCUGACUUCCAAGCAAAAAGUAGUAUAUGUGGGAGAAACAUUAGCAGGGAAAACAUCCCUCAUCCAUGGAUUAACGAAGGGUGUUUCUCAACUCACAAGAAUUGAAGACAGAACGAGAGUCCUUGAAAAGACCAACUGGGACAUUGCAAGUGAACACAUCGAAAUUGUCAACUAUGAUCUUGGUGGAAAUGAAAUAUAUAGGCCAACACAUCCUUUGCUGCUGUCACAAAGAGCAAUCUAUAUUCUGACCACUGAUAUCUAUAGCUUCAUGAAAGAAGAUGACAAAGAUGAUGCUUUUAAGGAGAAAAUCUGGUUCUGGUUACACAAGCUGCAGGACUAUGUACCAGGCUCGAGAGUUAUAGUGGUUGCUACACACUUUGAUCUCUGUGAAACGGACAAAGAAAAGGAAGAUGCCAGAGAUACACUGAAUACUAUCAAUCAAAAGAUAAAAGCAGAGGUAGAAAAAAUUGAAGUGGAUAUCGAUCGAAAACUGGAGGAUGCCCAACGUGAAAUAAAAGAAAUAGAAGGUAACAUAAAUGAGAAUAAUGGAGAAGAUAUCAAAGCUUGGCGAAUGAAGGAAGAACGGCUGAAAAAACUACAGGGGAAAAUUCUACAUGUAGAGGAUUCCUUUCUCAUCAGCUCUAAUGAAGACCUGACUGGCGUGUCAGAUUUGAAGAGAUGUAUUUUGAAGUAUUCAAGGGAAAAUCAAGUUUAUGUCUCAGAGCAAAUGUUCAAAUUCAUGAAGGAACUUACACAUCAGAGUUUAUGUGAACCAAAAAGACUUUCCAUGAGAGAAAAGGAUCUAUCCAACUUCAUGACAACACGAAGGAGUUCUCUAAAGAAUCUGAAGCAUAAGAUGCGACAGAAACCUGAGGCUUACAAACAGAAAAAGGUUCUCACUCUUCUGAGCCUCAUGGGGGAAAUCCUUUACUACCCUGACCAGGAUGCUCUCCAAGAUGUCAUCUUUCAUAACAUUGAUAGGAUGAUAGAGCUACUUAGGGCCAUCUUUAGACAUGAUAGGGAACUGUUCAAUAACGUCAACUAUGACAAAGACCAUAUUAUCAUAACUUGUUGUGGAUCCAAACAGAAAUUUGAGGACAUGGAAAGAGAUUUCAGAGUAAAUGCCAUACUCCACAAAGGAUUUUUUCUGUAUCUUUGCCAUAAUGUAGCAAAUAAUGAAGAGGCAGAAAUAAUGCUGGAGGUCCUACAGAAGUUCAACCUGUGCUUCAAAUUUGAUAGCAGUAAUGAAUCCCUUUAUCAUUUUCCAUGGUAUCAAACCCAAUCUGAUGGUAUCUGCAUACAUCAACAAAACAGAUACCAGUUAACGCUUGAGAUCCACUUCACACGGUCUAUCCCUGAUAAGUACUUCAAGAAAGUAACUGUACUUCUUCAAAAGUACAUCGAUCCAUCUGGGCGCAGAAUAUCCACACAUAUCUCAUGUGGAAAGAAAGACUAUACUGAAAUAUGUGUAGCAAGAAAACACUCAAAUGGAAAGUACUUCAUGCCAGUUCGCUUAUAUGGCAUAGACAUUGAAGACAUCUGGAGGACACUAAUGGACUUGUACAAGGAUAUGAUUAAUCUCCUUGUCCAAUGGCCAGGGGUUUACUAUGAUGUCUACUUAGUAUGCCCACAUUGCCUGAGAACCAACCAAGAAGAUCCUUUCAAGUACAAUGCGGAAGCGGUUUUGAAGUUGCAGUAUCCCAAGGGUAAAAAGAAGCAUUCAUGGAAGACCUGUGAGAAGGAGGGUGUGAAACUUCCUGCUGCUCUGGUGUGGCCUGUAUUAUAUGAUCCUGGUGUGGAAAACAAAGAGAAAGAGGAUUACAAGCAAGACCUCAAAAGCUAUGAAUCUUUCACUCGUAAAACAGAGGUUCUGUGUACAAAUGAUGACCUACAAGUUAAAAACGGUAGUAAUAAGGACAAUACAUCAGGAGACGUACCUAUCAAAACCAGACUUCUGUUGAAACACUCUAUAUCUGCCCAAGACUUUCAGUCAUCUGUGAAACCCAUUUACAAGAGAAAGAGACUAUUGUCACAAGGUGACAAAACAGAAGCCCAAAGGGGAAUCCACAUUAAUGUACAUGAAGGGGCUACAAUGCAGUUGUCUGUUGGUGACAAGAGUGGAAAUACAAUUGUUUCUACGAGAAAUGGGGACAGAUCUCCAAGUGAAUAUGGCAGUGGGUAUGUUCUGGAUUAUGAUCCAAGUUCAGAAGAUGAUAGAUCACCUAUAUGGAGCUCAAUUCAGGAAAACAUUUGGGAGAUACCAUUUGUAGAUGAGGAUACCUGUGAGGACAAUGAUGGAAAAAAGUCAUCUGAAGAACUAGACCCAAAUGGAAAGAUGCCAAAAGAACUAUUAAGAAAGUUUGUUAAAGGAGGACAAUCACAAACAAGACCCUAUAGCAUGUGAAGCCUUCAUUCAACAAACAGGGGGUAAGUGGAAGAAAAUGACCAAGGAUAUAGUGUUAAUAUUCUGUUGAGGCACUCAAUAUCAACCUCUGAAGAUACGGAAUCUAUAAAACCCAAUAUCUACUGGAUUUUACAAUAUUUCAUACAUGAGAAAUAGGCGUAGAUUCAAGUCAGAUGAACAAAAACUCUUGACAAAGAGAUAUCAAUAUACAUUGUAACUCAUAAGGGCAGUAUGCACUUAUCAACAUUGUUUCUCCAAAAUAUAGAGACAAUUCUCAAAAUGAUAUUAAUAUAUAUGAUAUUAACAUUAUAGAUAAACUACAUGUAUGUUGAGAUGAAUUCAUGAAUGGGUAAGCAUACAUGGAUGGGAGAAGAGACAGUGUUUGAA
This is a messenger RNA of Owenia fusiformis, 4099 nucleotides long. NCBI's taxonomy places the organism in Eukaryota, Metazoa, Annelida, Polychaeta, Sabellida, Oweniidae. The record is from the annotation of a GenBank genome assembly.